AUGUCGAGGCGCAAGCAGGCGAAGCCCCAGCACAUCCAUUCGGACGAGCAGCAGUCCCCGGAUGUAGCAAAUGGAAGUCCACAAGAUAUCCCAGGUGACAGAGGUGAAAUGAAUUCCAAAAGAUGUCGAACAGAAGAAACCCAUGUCUGUGAGAAAUGCUGUGCUGAGUUCUUUGACCUCUCUGAAUUUCUUGAGCAUAAGAAAAAUUGCACUAAAACACCACCUGUCCUCAUCAUGAACGACAGUGAGGGGGCAGUGUCCUUAGAAGCCUUCCCUGACAGCUCUAUGGGGACUUUUCCAACGAGCCAAAUGGAGGGUAGGUUGGCUGAGGAGAGUCACAUAAAGAGCUGCCCUACUUCUGCAGAAAAGAGAGAAGAGAAAGCUGGAUCUGAACCUUCAGGAGUGACAUAUCUAAAAACAGAGCCCUCUGUUGCCCCCACAGCUCAUGGGCUAAGCUUCCUCCCCAAACCCAAAGUACCAAACACUAAUGUGACUUUGCAAACUAUACGUGGCACUAAAGUGGCUGUCAACCAGUGUACCUCAGAGUCUCUCUCCCCAUCCGUGGCUGGCCUCAGUGCCAUUCCAAUGAUACUGGAGCAGUUGAUGUGCCUACAGCAGCAGCAACUCCAGCAACUCCAGCUUACAGAACAGAUCCGCAUCCAAAUUGCCAUGAUGGCCCCCAAUGUCCUACAUCCUUCAGUUGCUGCUGCAGAACCCCUCAAAGCUUUGGGUGCUCAUAUGUCCCAGCAGCUGUCAGCUGCUGUUGCUUUAAUUGGGCAGAAAGCUGGGAAUCCAAGCCUAUCCCUGGAAUCCUUGAAGCAAGUCAAACUACCUCAUUCAAGUAUUGGUAUUCCGACAGCCGUCUCGAUGGCCAGUGGGCUUGCUCCUGCCCUCUCCUUGAAGCCUGAUGCAAGUCGAGGCUUGCCAGGCUCCAUGUCUCGCUUUCUGAGCCCUUUGCUACCUCAGUCAUCCAGCUCAGUCAUCUUCCAGAAUCCCCUUCCCACUGUCUCCCCAGCCAUCGACCCCUCGAAGAAGGGGAAAGGGAAAGUAUCAAAUGUCAGUGUCUCUGAAAGUAAACCAAGUGUGGAGGAGCCCUUCUUCAAACACAAGUGCAAGUUCUGUGGCAAGGUCUUCGGCAACGACAGCGCUCUGCAGAUCCACCUCCGUUCCCAUACUGGGGAGAGGCCCUACAAGUGCAACAUUUGUGGCAAUCGUUUCACCACCAAAGGCAAUCUGAAAGUGCAUUUCCAGAGGCAUAAAGACAAAUACCCUCAUAUCAAAAUGAAUCCUUAUCCUGUGCCUGAACACCUAGAUAACGUGCCCACCAGCACUGGCAUACCCUAUGGGAUGUCUGUCCCAUUAGAUGAAUCUAACCUUAUUGUGGAUUCCAAACCUAUUUUGACCACCCUGCCUAGCUCUGUAGGCCCUGUCUUACCACCAAACGCUUCCAACCCCACAAGUAGCAAGGAUCCUUUUUCCAGUUCACUUCUGAGUGAUGUCCAGCCUCGGCCUUCUCCAGAAAGUGAAGGAGAUUCUUCAUCAGGCGCAGCCAGUCACGAAUCAGGAGCUGAACAGAACCAGGGCUCUCCGCAGGCCGGCUGCAGUGGGAGUGCUUUCCACGGAUGCCAGGUUGGUGAGCAAGGCUCUGAAACAACAAAGCUCCAGCUAUUGGUGGAGAACAUUGACAAAGCCACAGCUGACCCCAAUGAGUGUUUGAUCUGCCAUAGGGUUCUCAGUUGCCAGAGCUCCCUCAAAAUGCAUUACCGCACUCACACGGGCGAGAGGCCUUUCAAGUGUAAGAUUUGUGGCCGUGCUUUUUCCACCAAAGGCAACCUCAAAACGCAUUAUGGCGUGCACCGUGCAAAUACCCCCCUGAAGAUGCAGCACUCCUGCCCCAUCUGCCAAAAGAAAUUUACAAAUGCAGUGGUGCUGCAGCAGCACAUCCGUAUGCAUAUGGGGGGGCAGAUCCCCAAUACCCCAGUGGCAGAAAACACACCUGAUAAUGACACAGAGGCUACUUCAGCUGAGAAAAAUGGAGAUCCCUGUUGCUUAGAGAGUAACGUGGAAAGCAUGGAAGUGGACGGAGACCUGGAAUCACCAAAUGGUCUAAGCCAUUCUUCUAAACCUUUCAGUGCUCAGACUGAUCCUUCAACAUCUGUGCCUUCCGGUAUUUCAGUGCUAGAAAACCAGAUGAAAAUGGUGAAUUCAGCUUUGACUUUACAGCGGCAGAGCAGUUUGAAGUCCAGUGAUAACGGAUCAGCAGAGAGUGAUGGCAUGACCAAUGAUUCUUCCUCAGUAGCAGGUGAUCUGGACUAUCAAAAUGGUAGCCGUAGCCCCAUCACCUCUGAAUCGGCUUCCUUUCUAGCCAUGUCUCCAACCAACAGUCAGGCAGAGAGCACCAGAUCAAAGUCACCAUGUUUUAAUAUCCAAGAAGAUGGGGUAGCGGGAAGUAAGGCUGAAGGUCCUGAAGUCCCACCCACAGAAAGAGAGCGUGCUUUGGAUCUAACAUACAGUAACAUUGGUCGAAAGGUGAUCAAAGAGGAACCUGGGUUAUACUUCCCAAAUGGAGAAUACGGCCGGAGCAGCAUCCACCCAUCAUUUAUCAGAGCCCCACCAGCUCUUAUAAAAAUGGAGAUGUCUAGUGAUCGCCCCAUCAGCACGAGCCAUUUUAUUGCCCCUCCUGCAUUGUCACCCAGUGUGCCUCCUCUUCUGGUGCCACCCCCUCGCCGUACUGCUAAGCAGCAUAUCUGCACUACAUGUGGUAAGAACUUCUCUUCAGCAAGUGCUCUUCAGAUCCAUGAGCGGACUCACACAGGUGAAAAGCCAUUUGCAUGCACCAUCUGUGGAAGAGCUUUUACCACAAAGGGGAACCUCAAGGUCCACGUUGGAACUCACAUGUGGAACAAUUCUGCCAGGCGAGGAAGAAGACUGUCCAUUGACAACCCGAUGGCUCUGCUUGGCAGUGAUUCAAAGAAGGUAUCAGAAAUGUUCCCCAAGGAUGUGGUGACUCCUUCGGUGAGCCUUGAUCCAUCAGCAUGGAACCAGUAUGCUGCAGUGCUCAGUAAUGGUUUAGCUGUGAAAACCAAUGAGAUCUCUGUGAUCCAAAGUGGAGGCAUUCGUUCUCUUCCAACCACAAUUGCAGGAGGUCCAGCAAUCAAUGUAGCAAUGAAUUCUGCCACAGUUUCCAAGAUGGAUAGUUCCCAGGCUGUGAUUGGCUCAGAGAUGGAAAAGCCAAGCAACACUGCUGAAGACAAUGUGCCAAAACACCAAUUCCCUCACUUCAUGGAAGAGAACAAAAUUGCCGUUAACUAAAAACCAGAAAGCUUGAAAGGUGGCAAGAAUGGAUUUUUAAAAAUCACUAUUGGAAUUAUUAUUCCUAUUAUAUUUUUAAGAGAUGACACCUCAAGUAUCCUUAUUUUCUUAUUGACGUGCAAAUGAUUCUAAGCCUGUCUUGGGAAGAGUUGCCCAGAGUACAAUCAUGCCCACGUUUUGCGCAAAACAAAAGCAAAGCCAGUUUAGGAUCCUUCUCUCUCUCUAUGCGGGUCUUGCAAGAUAGUUCUUACAGGGGAAGCAUAAACCUGUAAAACCUUAGAUGUUUUACAGUGUGAAAUUCCAAAGGUUCUAACAUUUACCUCUUCUUUUUGUUUGCUUAUUUGCUUUUGUUAAGAUGGCUUACAUAGAAACCAUGUGGGGCUUUGAGCAGAACAGAAGCGUAUCUCUUGAAAUUUGGAGGGACAAGGGGAAAUGGCACUCAUGGAAUUCACGACUGAUAACGUGGAAAAUAAUUAUGCGGGUAAAUAUCCUAGAAUGCCAUCCUUUGGAGGGGUUCCUAUUUUUUGUUUGUUUGUUUGUUUGUUUGUGGGUUUUUAAUUUGGUGUGGUUUUGAAUGUAAUAGUGUUAUGAUGCCUGUUGGAUAUGGGAAUCUGAUAUACCCAGAAGAAUGCUGUUUAAAAACCAAAAUUGAAUUUUUAAACAGGCACGCUCUGUUGUCCAUUAUAAACCUUAAAUACUCUGUAUUGAUUACUGCUGCUUAUUUAAAUACUACAUCAUUGUACGUGCACCAUCUACAGUGCCAAAAGGCUGACUCUUCAUGGCACUGUGUUGCCUUCCACCCACCCACCCCAACAUGCAGACAGAGGCAUACUGUUGAAGGGGAAUCGAAUCCUAGCAAGGCUGAGGUUUUGCUUUGUUUCUGCAGUUUCCAU
This is a messenger RNA of Python bivittatus (Burmese python), 4205 nucleotides long. RefSeq names its product spalt like transcription factor 4 (gene SALL4). Gene Ontology annotation, molecular function: RNA polymerase II cis-regulatory region sequence-specific DNA binding; DNA-binding transcription factor activity, RNA polymerase II-specific. The record is from RefSeq and is a predicted model, not a curated record. Gene Ontology annotation, cellular component: nucleus. Gene Ontology annotation, biological process: regulation of transcription by RNA polymerase II. Lineage: Eukaryota; Metazoa; Chordata; Lepidosauria; Squamata; Pythonidae.